This is a messenger RNA of Ceraceosorus guamensis, 400 nucleotides long. RefSeq lists its product as hypothetical. The transcript has a single exon. The record is from RefSeq and is a predicted model, not a curated record. The coding region runs from base 56 to 277 and encodes 73 amino acids. NCBI's taxonomy places the organism in Eukaryota, Fungi, Basidiomycota, Exobasidiomycetes, Ceraceosorales, Ceraceosoraceae.
CACCCCUCUACUGUACUACUCACACCGCGACGACUAUAGGCACGAGAAGACACAUAUGCUUGUCGCUCUGUCGCGGUCUAUGUCGAAAGUCAGUCGUGAGUGGCCUUGUGCUCGGCUCUGUCUCGCUUCGCCUUGCGCCGUUGCUGCAAUCUUCCUCUUGGCUUUAGUUGGCCUGCAGCUGCAUGUUGCUUCCAGCGCCCUGAAAACAUUCAUAAUCAGGCCAUACCUCUCCCCGACCCGGCCAAUAACCCCCUCCCUCCUGAUAACGCACCUGUGAAUCGACUCGACAGACCGCCGUGUGGCUUCACAAUAUUCAGGUCUGCACUUCACCCUGAACCUCUCCGCACGCUUGUCAUUUGUGCGCCUCUUUCCGGCGACUACCGGCCUGUCGCGCUAUACA